AUGGAUCUGCUCUCGACAGUACGAAAGUCAGGCUCCCGCGGUGGUGUCAACUUCAGCUGGGAUGAAGUCGCCAACUCGACCCAUCGCGAGAACUACCUCGGCCACAGUCUCAAGGCCCCCGUCGGGCGAUGGCAGCAGGGUCGUGACCUGAACUGGUACGCCAACUCGGAAUCCACAGCACCCAAGACAGACGAGACAGAUGCGGAGCGUGCCGAGAGAGAACGAAAGGAGGAGCUCCGCAAGGUGAAAGAGGCGGAAGAGGAUGCAAUGGCGCAGGCACUUGGGUUGCCUCCACCUAAAAGAGAUACGACGGGAGCCAACUCGGUCGAGAUCGUUCACGAAGGCAUGAGGAUCCUGAAAGGAGGCGCCAUCGGAGCAGAGACGGACGCCGACAUAGAGAUAGGAGCAGAGAGAAGCGGCACAGAGACCAUGAUGGGGAAAGACGGCAUAGAGAUAGGAGCGGGGAGAGACAGCACGGGGACCGAGGCGGAGAGAGGCGGUACAGAGAUCACGACGGAGAGAGGCGGCACAGAGAUCGUGAUGGCGAGAGGCGGCAUAGAGAUAUAA
Messenger RNA from Clonostachys rhizophaga, 567 nucleotides. NCBI's taxonomy places the organism in Eukaryota, Fungi, Ascomycota, Sordariomycetes, Hypocreales, Bionectriaceae. The record is from the annotation of a GenBank genome assembly.